Molecule: messenger RNA, 1518 nt
Organism: Anneissia japonica
Lineage: Eukaryota; Metazoa; Echinodermata; Crinoidea; Comatulida; Comatulidae
Product: anthrax toxin receptor 1-like
Exons: 14
Coding region: 166-1518 (450 amino acids)
Cellular component (GO): membrane
Molecular function (GO): signaling receptor activity
Source: RefSeq, a predicted model, not a curated record
GUCAGAUUAUACAAAACUUGUACGCGACAAAUCCGAAUUCGUUAAUGCGCAUGUGCGAAAUAUAUCCUGAUACAUUGAGAUGAUCUCUUUAACACUACACGUCGAAUACCGAUCAGUGCAGGCACUGUAGUUGCAUUUUCUAGACGAAUUUUCAGCUGUUGAACGAUGGACGUCUGCAAAGAAAUACUGUUAUUAUUUGUUAUUGCUGCCUUUAUGCUUACAGGUUGCCUUAGCCAGACAAAAAGCAAAUGCCAAGGAGGUUUUGAUCUAUAUUUUGUACUCGACAAAUCUGGUAGUCUUUCAGUUACCAACUUCCAACAACAGACAGUUGAUUUUGUAGAAAAAAUUUACAAUGAAUUUACAAAUCCCAAGCUUAGGGUUUCGUUCAUCACAUUCUCCGAUGAGCCACAGACCAAUAUGCCUUUGACUGGAGAUAAACGGAAGAUUAGUACAGGAUUUCAAGAGUUACGAUUAAUAAUACCCGAUGGAGGAACUUAUAUGGAAACUGGACUUAGAAACGCCAACAGUCAGAUCCUAGAGCACAGUAAGUGGUGGAUCGCCAGCGCCACAUCCCAAGUUUAUAUUCUAGACAGGCUAAUAACGCGCGCAAAUUCGGCUAAUAAAGCGCGCAAAUUCGGUGCGUCUGUUAUUGCAGUCAGUGUUGGUGAUAGUAAAGAGCGUGAUCUUCGCGACAUCGCCGAUAAGCCUUAUAAAGAUCAUGUUUUCAGAGGCGAUACAUUUGCUGAUCUAGAUGACAUCAUUGGAGUCAUUGUUAAUAAGUCAUGCGUUGAAAUUUUAUCCGCUAGUCCAGAUGAAGUUUGUUCAAAUGUACCUUUUCUGGUUAACUUAGAAGGUAAUGGGUUCACCAAUACAGACAACGUGUCGCACGUCAUUUGUAACUUCAAACUGAACGACACAGAUAACCAAGCUGUCGUGCCAACUUUCUUAACUGACACAAGGAUGACCUGUGAAGCUCCACCAAUCACCGAGGGAAACUUCGUGGUAAUGCAAGUUUCUGUGAAUGGAAAAUCAUACAUAUCAAGUAAUGUAACCUUAACUGCUAUUGAUUGUACGAAGCCGGACCUUACCGCUGUGAUCGCUGGAGUUAGUCUCUUCUUUCUGUUAUUGCUUUUACUGCUUCUUUGGUGGUUCUGGAACAUCGUAUGUUGCGUGGUGGUGACAAAAGCUGCCACGAAAGCAGCUCCACCGCCCGAGAAGCCGAAUGGCAAGUGGCCAGCAGUGGACGCUUCGUAUUAUGGUGGUGGUGGAGUUGGUGGGAUGAAACCGGUUCAGGUGAAAUGGGGCGAUAAGGGAUGUACCGAGGCAGGAUCCCAUUUGGAAAAGACAAAGGAUGCUAAACUUCUGGGCGAGAGAUCGACUGGAAACCCUGGUAGUGGUAGUAAUAAGCCAACAAUGUGGGACAAAACCAAGGGUGCAUUUGCAGCUUGCUUUGCGCCUAUCAAGUCGUGUUAUGACAGAGUUUCCAUAAUGAGACCGCAGCAAGGUGAAAAGGUAUAA